AUGAAUGGCAAUGUGGAGCUGUCAGACAAAGUAGGGUGUAGUGCUCACAGGCAGCAUGGAGAGGCACACAGGACCCUCCAGCUAGACGCCCUGAAGGCCAGCAUCCUGGGCUACCUGGGAAUGGACCAGCCACCGGCGCUGAGAGCCAGAGAGUCAAGGCAGGAGCUGGACAGGAUGUUUGAGCAGUACAGGCAGAUGCAGCAGCUGUUCAGGGGGAACUCCACUCAAGAGGAGACACUCACGCAGCACACACACAGAGUCUCAACAACCAUCCUCCCAGUCUCUGUGGUGCCAGUCAGUGAGCAGAAGGGUGAACAUCACAUGGAUCCCAAGACUGCCUGGUACAGAGCAGACUUCCACAGAAUGUCCUCUAUCAGAAAUGAGACACUGGUUCAGGCCAGGCUGAAACUUCACAAUGCUGACCCUGGCUGCUCACAUAAUAAACAGAAAAUUCAGAUUAAAAUACAUGAAUACGAAGAAGGAAAAACCCACCUCCACCACAUGGAAAAAUUUGUUACGAAAAGACGAUUUUGCACCAGAAAUGUGACGCUGGACAUAAGAGCUGCCAUUGAAAAAUGGAGGGUACGGUCUAGAAAUAGCACUUUAACCAUUGAUAUAGGUUUUACCAUGGGAUCAAGAACUGAUCAGACUAUACCUAAGAUAGUCCUAGAGAUGGACUUCAUAUUACAUGGCGGAAAAGGCAAACCUAGGCAAGUCAGGUCCAUGAAGGAAGAAGACUGCGAGGAGGAAAACAAGUGCUGCCGGAUAUCGUUGAAUGUGUCUUUCAAAGACAUAGGCUGGUCGGACUGGGUCGUGGCACCCAGCAGUUACAAAAUGUACUUCUGUGAUGGCUCCUGCCCCCACAACUACAAGCCAGCCAGCAUGCACACGUUGGUGAAGUCACGCAUGCAUCACAUGAGCAAAGGGGCCACGCCUCGACCAUGCUGUGUUCCGGCAGCCUAUGAGCCCAUGAUCAUCAUGCACUAUGACAGUCGAGGAAAGCUGAAGCUCACACCUUUCAAUGAUUUGAUCGUUAGCAAAUGCCACUGUGCCUGACAGACAGAGAGAAAAAAAGAGCAUUUGUUAUAGCAAUUUCUUCCCCAAAAUGGGUGGCUUUCUUUUGAACCAUAAACAAAGGAAAAACAAUGUAACCUGUUCUGUAAUUUUUAUUUCAUUUCGUUGUGUUGUUAUAGAUAAAACAAUGUCAUUGCUAAUAUACUUGUUAUUUACCAUUGAUGUCUAUAAAUAUUUAUUGUUAAUUUAUUGCUUAAACCUAUUUCUUGUCAUAUUUGUUGCUUCAACUUGUUACAAAA
Alosa sapidissima (American shad) is the source of this 1313-nucleotide messenger RNA. RefSeq names its product bone morphogenetic protein 4. Gene Ontology annotation, molecular function: growth factor activity; cytokine activity. Gene Ontology annotation, cellular component: extracellular region. The transcript is spliced from 3 exons. Gene Ontology annotation, biological process: SMAD protein signal transduction. NCBI's taxonomy places the organism in Eukaryota, Metazoa, Chordata, Actinopteri, Clupeiformes, Clupeidae. The record is from RefSeq and is a predicted model, not a curated record. The coding region runs from base 1 to 1056 and encodes 351 amino acids.